Messenger RNA from Naumovozyma dairenensis CBS 421, 642 nucleotides. RefSeq names its product Rfu1p (gene RFU1). Gene Ontology annotation, cellular component: membrane; endosome. NCBI's taxonomy places the organism in Eukaryota, Fungi, Ascomycota, Saccharomycetes, Saccharomycetales, Saccharomycetaceae. Gene Ontology annotation, biological process: protein K63-linked deubiquitination. Bases 1 to 642 code for a protein of 213 amino acids. The transcript has a single exon. The record is from RefSeq and is a predicted model, not a curated record.
AUGAAGUCAACUACUCAAUUGGCUGCUGAAGCCAGAGAUUAUAAAUUCAAUCCUGCAAUUCCAUUAAGGAUAUAUUUAAAGACAUGUGUGAACAUUCUUAAUAAAGCACAAACGGCAUUCCAAUCUCGAGAUCUUUCAUUAGCAUAUACAUUUUAUUUCAGAUAUGUUGAUUUAUGUACCAAUAAAUUAUCAAAACAUCCUGAAUUUAUCAUAUCGUCUAAUGGGAAUUCCGAAUCGAUGGAAUUAUCACUUUAUAGACAAGAAUAUUUACAAUUAAUAAAAUUAGAAGUCCCUGCUGUCUUAAGGAUAAUAGAAGACUUACAACGACAAAUUGAUCUACAAUAUAAUCAACACCAAUUAUCGUUGGCCAAAAAUAUUGCUAAACCAAUGCAUCAUCAUCAUCAUCAGAUAAGAAGGAAUUCAAUAGAAGGCGGUGAAGAAUGUACAGCUAGACAGAGGCAAUUACUGCCGCCAACAUUCAAUGAAAGUCGUUUCAAUCAAUCAAUUUCUUUUCUCAGGGAAACUUCAUUAUCAUUAAAUAAGAAUAAAUCACAAAAUCAUAAUACACUCGAGGAAGAUAGAGACGGGAAACCAAUUCUUCACUAUCCAGAAUUACCUCAAUUGAGUUUCCCAACAUUUUAA